AUGCGAAGUGAUUUAUCUCCGGAGUACAUAGACUCGUAUGUCAAAGAGCGCAUGAAAGCUGUUGUUAUAGAUGUUCGUGACAUCGACCUAACCAAUGAAACGGUGUUACGGGACUUUUCGCAAUUAUAUAAGAAGGCAUCGACGAACAAGUUAGAUGUUUACGUGAGCUUAUCACCGGAGAAUUCUUCAGUCAUUAACAACGAGCUGAGAGGCUUUUCACUCAAUGGCGUCUUUGUUGACAGAAAUGAGAUUCGCGAGCCCAAUAACCUCUUAACUGCGUUCAAUGCGGUGAAUGAAUACAAAGUGAAGGUCAAUCCCAAUUUUUCAUUUGGGUUGUUAACAAACUUCAAAGAGAUUGUUGAUCGCUAUUACUUCGACUAUGGGGUCUUUAACGUGUUUUCAAACAACAAGAAGGAGGUCCUCAAUUUGGUGCAAUACGAGAUGAAAAAGGGCAAGGUCUUAAUUCAACUUGAUAUCUCAUUCUUUGGGAGUAUCGAUAACGUGUUUGAUAUGGCAAAUUACAUCGACACCUUCUGUGACUCCGACUUGAAUUUUGUUGGGUAUAUAGUCAACUUUGGGUAA
Entamoeba invadens IP1 is the source of this 582-nucleotide messenger RNA. RefSeq lists its product as hypothetical. Bases 1 to 582 code for a protein of 193 amino acids. Lineage: Eukaryota; Evosea; Mastigamoebida; Endamoebidae. The transcript has a single exon. The record is from RefSeq and is a predicted model, not a curated record.